AUGGUAGCCCCUCUAUCCAUCAAGGACUUUGCUGCACUGGUGGAGAAAGCACGAGUGAUGGAGAAGAUGAAGAAUGAGGUGGAAGGUCAGUGCCCACAGCAACCACAGAGGAUAAGUGGACCAUCUGGGUCCAAGCUGAGGCACGAGGAGAAGAGGAGGCUUUAUGACAGACCUCACCAUCAGUCUCAUGGGUCUAGGAGUUUUCCUCCCCAGCAGGGUCGAGUACAGUGUUACAUAUGCGGAGGCCAUCAUCUGAGGAGCGCCUGCCCACGCAUGGAAGGCUACCACAGAUGCAACAACUAUGGCAAGGAAGACCACUUUGGGAAGGACUGCCCCAACCUUUCUAGGGCAGCGAUACGCCCUCCAGUUCAUACUCCCCACCAGUAUCAGCGGAGGGACAAAGGCAACAAGCCUCAAGCGACAGGCAGGGUGUAUGCCAUGACCGGAGCGGAGGCUGCAAGCUCAGGUAACCUGGUUAUGGGUUAUUGUUUGUAG
Vigna unguiculata (cowpea) is the source of this 495-nucleotide messenger RNA. Lineage: Eukaryota; Viridiplantae; Streptophyta; Magnoliopsida; Fabales; Fabaceae. The record is from RefSeq and is a predicted model, not a curated record.